Messenger RNA from Lates calcarifer (barramundi perch), 1522 nucleotides. RefSeq names its product non-compact myelin associated protein (gene ncmap). Gene Ontology annotation, molecular function: structural constituent of myelin sheath. Lineage: Eukaryota; Metazoa; Chordata; Actinopteri; Centropomidae. The transcript has 5 exons. Gene Ontology annotation, biological process: regulation of myelination. The record is from RefSeq and is a predicted model, not a curated record. Bases 395 to 853 code for a protein of 152 amino acids. Gene Ontology annotation, cellular component: Schmidt-Lanterman incisure; paranode region of axon; plasma membrane.
UCCCAUCAGAUGCAGACAGACUGAUUUUGAGAGGCAGUAGUCAUGGUGAGAGCUGAGUAGACCAGACAACUCUGGAGAGGAUCCUCGUUUUUUUUGGUCAGCGGCUGCGACACGCCUAAGGGCCAGGCGGAAGGACCUGAAAAACCAGCUGCCUGAGAUUAUUACUCUCAGCGAGGAGCAGCGGCACCUGGGACUAUUUCUCUCCUGGAGUAGCUCACACACUCUUCUACUCCCUCGAGUCUCCCUCCCCGAACCUGCUGUGACUGUCAGCCCUCCACCGGUGGACUAUGCCCCCCUCAGUCAGCUGAGGGAGGGGGCUCUGCGCUGCUCAGGCUCUCAUCUGGAGAAGACUUGGGCUGAAAUCAAAGAGUAGACGGUUAGAUUAUUGCUGAAGAUGCAAGCUUCAACUGUCUCACCUGUGACCAACACUACAGUACCUUCAAAUACAACCGCCAUCACAAAGUCCAGAGAACAAAUACUCAUCCAGAGUUCUGGGGCUAUGAUCGCUGUCAUCGUCAUUGGUAUCAUCAUCAUUCUUGCCAUUCUACUGAUCAUCCUGAAGACAUACAACAGGCGGACACAUGCAUCCAGAGUCCUUGGAGCCAGUGGUGGCUCCAAACCCCGUCCGAAGAUGUCACAAUCCACAGUACAGAGCAACGUGCCACUGAGCACCAUGGGAGUCAACUCUGUGUCUGGCAGCGUCACCAAUUCAAACCAGGCCUCAGAGAAUGGUUUCCAGCUGACCGGAGUGGAGCUGAACAGCGCAGAGGGAAACCACAUAGAGCAUUUCAGCACUACCAGUGGAUCCACUGUUGUCACCAUACAUGACACUCCAUCAAUAGGAAACACAUAGCACCAAGACUGUGGUGUAGUCUCACAACAGGCGUUGACUGAUGUGUUGUUUUCAUCUGUGACCACAUACUGUGUGCUGACUGAAUCCUGUGGAAACUCAAUCCGUGACGCCAGUGUUGUCGCCGUUGAUCUCCACCAACUGAGCCACUGCCGGUGACGGCACAGAAAACAAAAUGUCCUUUUGUUGUACAAAAAUAUACAAUAUGAACAAAAUGGUACCAGAAACAGACACAAUGGUUUGCAUGAAGGAUGUCACAUGACAGAAAACUGAGGCUUUCCUGUGAAGAGUUGCUUUUUAGCUACAGUCAGUGUUCAGAGUAUAGAUGCCGUAAGUUUCUUACUGUUUGUACUCUUUGUUGAUCACUUCUAACACAAUUAAGAAAGUGCGUAGGAAAGACUGUAAAGGACAGUGCUGGUCUUAAGUGUGUACAUUUCUGUAUUAAGGAGAACUGUGUAGAUUCAUGAGUAAAUGUAGAAUUAGUGUAGUAUAAGAGAAGAUAAAGACAGUAUGACACAGGAUGAAUGUGUGUAAUGGUUACCAGUAUGGUUCAGGACAUAUGUUGAUAUUACAGAUUUGUUUUUACCAACAUUAUUCCUUACUAAAUGUGGUUUACCUUGCAUUGUGCUGUCUGUCUUCUGCCCACAGGUUAUUUUAGAUUAGUUUUUUGUU